CUGAUUCAACCUGAUUAUAAAUAUACGUAGAUAGAACAGCUAGCUACGUGUUCACGCCAACCAUCGACGACAAUCAGUUACGUAAGAUGUAGUGGCCCUUAGCCCAUCGUAUUUAUAUAUUGGUCAGUUUAUCUAAAAACAGCCCAGUUAUUACGACAUAUCAAGAUGGCAAAUAAUGACAAUGAAUUAUGUACUGGAGACAAAAUUGCAUCUAAAGAGCUUCUUGACAAAAUCAAUGAAUGUCAAGGAAAUGGAAAGUUUUUCUCAGUUGAAUUCUUUCCUCCAAAGACUUUCAAUGGAGCUACUAAUUUGUGUGCCAUAUUAUACCGCCUGCAUGAAAGCAACACUAUACCUAUGUUUGUAGACAUUACCUGGAAGCCUUCUGAAGAUCCUUUAUCUGACACUUGCCAAGAACCAACAGCAUUAUUGAUAUGUUCAGCCUCACGACAAAUCAGUCGUUUUAAUACCAUGAUACAUAUUCCCUACUAUGAAACAACAAAAACACAAGUAUUUGAACAUCUUUUAAAAGCAAAGGAGUUGGGAGUCUGUGGCAUAAGAGCACUAAGAAGAGGCCCAGCUUCUCUCAAGGAAGAUGACAUUGGUAACAUAGAGCUCAAGGAUGGAUUCUCAAGCACUGAGCAGUUGAUCAGAUUUGUAAAACAUGAAUUUGGACACCACUUUACUAUUGCAGUUACAGGCUACCCAUCUGGUUUUAAAACAAAAAGCUCUUAUGAGGAAGAUCUACGUAAACUGAAAAUUGAAGUAGAUGCUGGUGCAGACUUUAUCACUACCCAGAUGUUUUUUGAGGUGGAUUUCUACUUUAACUUUGUUAAAGACUGUCGUAACAUAGGCAUCAAUGUGCCAAUCAUUCCUGGUAUAUUUCCUAUACAGAGUGUUAGCUCCCUCCGUCAGCUGAAAAGAACACUAGCUGUCAACAUACCAGACCACAUCUUUGAAUCUCUCACUCCAAUUAAAGAUGACAAUGAUGCAGUUAUUGAUUUUGGUGUUCAGUAUGCAGUAAACAUGUGCCAACAACUACUUGCAAGCUGUGAUGUACCUGGCAUCCAUUUUUAUACUUUUAAUUUGGAAACGGCAUUGAAAAGGAUUACACAAAAUCUUGACCUUGGUAAUUCAUUGCAGCAUAAUGAAACUUGUAGUGAUGAUAAUGUGCGACCAAUAUUUUGGGCCACAAGGCCAAGAAGUUAUCUAAUUAGAACUUCCAACUGGGAUGAAAUGCCAAAUGGUCGAUGGGGAGAUUCAAGUGCUGCAUCUUUUGGUCAGAUAAAAGAUUAUCACCUAUUUCUGAUGGGUACAAAUCUGAGCAGAAAUGACCUGUUGAACAUGUGGGGAAGAGAACUGCAUUCCUUUCAUGAUGUGUGUGAAAUUUUUGUUUGUUAUCUUACUGGAAAAGAAAACAGGCAUGGAUACAAGGUAACCCAACUACCAUGGGCAGAAGAUGAAAUUGCAACAGAGACCAUGUCCAUAGUAAAGGAUUUGGUAGACAUCAAUAAAGAAGGCAUAUUGACAAUAAACAGUCAACCAUGUGUCAAUGGUGCUCCAUCAGAUGAUCCAAGAGUAGGAUGGGGUAAACCUGGAGGCUAUGUUUUUCAAAAGGCAUAUAUAGAGUUUUUUGCAAGAGAAGAAGUUGCCAAUGAAAUAUACAAGCAGCUCAAAGACAGCAAACGCAUCAACUUUCACAUGGUAAAAUCAUGUGGUGAUAAUCUUACCAAUGCUAAUAUCUACUCACCUAAUGCUGUUACAUGGGGUGUUUUUCCUGGGUCAGAAGUUAUUCAACCAACUGUAGUUGAUCCUAUUGCAUUUCAGUUCUGGAAAGACGAGGCCUUUGCUCUUUGGAAUCAACAGUGGAGAAACCUAUACCCUGAGGGAUCACCUUCUAGAGACGUAAUCAAAACUAUCCAAGAAACAUUUUACCUUAUUAACUUGGUAGACAAUGAUUAUGUGGCAGGGAACAGUCUGUUUGAUGUUUUAAACAAUGUGCUUACAAGUUUAAAACAUGAGACAUCCUAAUAAGAUUUUAGAGGUCCCUAGUCCAGCUUUGAUCCAAUAACUUAACAAUGCUUGUAACCAUAUUCUGUGUAGUAAGUUCAAAUCAUUACUGUUUUUCUUCCUAGUCUGACACCACCCCUUUAAAUACGUUUUUGUCUGCAUUCAAAUCUGUAACCAUAGGUCAUGCUUUAGGAUGUUGAAAAUACAUCAUACCAAAUAUGAGUCACCUAAGUAUGGCUAUAUUGAGAUCAAAGUGUCCUCAACAAGAGCAGAUCUAGGAUUUUGAAAAUGGGAGGUCAGCAUUGAUCACUAUGGAUGGAAGACAGUAUCAUGGUUACUGGAUAUGACUGUAAAAACCAAACAAAACUUUGAAGUUUACGAGAAAUAGAGGGUAUGUCGCUUAGAUCUGUCUCUGAAAAUUAACCUUUAAUGCUACUUGUAGAAAGAAAUGUUCACUGGAAAGAAAUGUAGACAAAAACAUGAAUCAAGUGGGUGCAGUUUAGUAGUACAUAUCUAGGAGUGAAUCUAAGCAAACAAAAGAGUUAUGUGACCUAUUGCAAGUUAACAAUUUUACAAUAACUUACAAAUUUUGAAAACGAUAAAAAAAUCUAAUUUUUAGCAAUCAAAACAACCAACGGAAGGAUGGCACGCUCAAUGACGUCAGCUUUAUCUGUCUGUCCUCUUAUUGUUGGUAAAAAAUAACCAAUCAGCAAGUGAGAAAUUCGUAAGUUAUUGCAAAAUGGCCUAUUGUAAUAAUGCCAAAAUAACACAAAACUCAAGAUACUGAUAUAUAACCAUUGAUGCAAGUAGGAAUAUGAAUUGAACUUAACAUAACAAGUUUUUAGUCUUUUUGGACAAACUUAUAUACCUCAAUUUUGUACAAACUUAGUGAACUCAUUUGUCUUUGUACAUUACAUUUCAUAAUAGUUAAACUAUCUAGCUCUCCCUGUACCAAAACCUUUCUUACUGUACAUUAACUUUCCUGACUUUCUUCUGCUAACAAUAAAGUGGGCAACCAAUA
Molecule: messenger RNA, 3028 nt
Organism: Actinia tenebrosa (Australian red waratah sea anemone)
Lineage: Eukaryota; Metazoa; Cnidaria; Anthozoa; Actiniaria; Actiniidae
Product: methylenetetrahydrofolate reductase (NADPH)
Biological process (GO): tetrahydrofolate interconversion
Cellular component (GO): cytosol
Molecular function (GO): methylenetetrahydrofolate reductase [NAD(P)H] activity; FAD binding
Source: RefSeq, a predicted model, not a curated record